This is a messenger RNA of Peronospora matthiolae, 489 nucleotides long. The record is from the annotation of a GenBank genome assembly. Lineage: Eukaryota; Oomycota; Peronosporomycetes; Peronosporales; Peronosporaceae.
AUGGUAAACAAGUCCAUGCGGUGCGCGAACAAGGCCGCUGAGAGCGCGUCUGCACGUCUCUGUGCAGACGCCGAAGCAGAAACCGCUGCAACUGAUGUGUCAUCGGUUGCUGAAGCGUCUCAGCCUGUGUCACCUGGUGAUACAGGCGCUCGUCACGAAGACACUCACGUCUUCACAGAGUAUGAGCUCGGUGUCUCAUACUCUCCCGAUGCGGAAGAGGGAUCCGUAUCGAAGGCGGUUGAAACCAAGCCGCCUGCCAAGCGUUGCAUGGAUGAUUCUACGCGUCGUAGCAUCUUUGGUUCAUCUAAUGAGGUAGAUGAACCAUCGCCUAAGCGAAGGCGCUCGAGAUCGCAAGACUCGGGCGCUCACAGUGGUUUCAGUUCUCCUAUUGACACCACUUCGAAACGAGGUGCCAGUACUUCUGUCGGCACGUCGCAGGAAGAGCAGGACCGCAAUAUGUUGCGUCUCGCUCCUGAGAAGAAGGCAUGA